This is a messenger RNA of Capronia epimyces CBS 606.96, 993 nucleotides long. RefSeq lists its product as uncharacterized. The transcript is spliced from 3 exons. Bases 1 to 993 code for a protein of 330 amino acids. NCBI's taxonomy places the organism in Eukaryota, Fungi, Ascomycota, Eurotiomycetes, Chaetothyriales, Herpotrichiellaceae. The record is from RefSeq and is a predicted model, not a curated record. Gene Ontology annotation, molecular function: iron ion binding; 2 iron, 2 sulfur cluster binding.
AUGGAUGCCACUCCUACCAAAACCCUCCCUGCGUCGUGGUACUGCUCGCAGAAUCUCUAUCAUCUUGAACAACGAGCCGUGUUCUACAAGGCAUGGUACCUUGUCGGUGCAGUACCGAGGUUUGCUGUGGACAAGGAGGUCGAGUAUGAAUUUGCCGGUGUGGCUGUCGUUGUGCGGCAAGAGGGUGAUGAAAAGUUCACCGUGACGAGGAAGACUGAUGGCCAAUCCCUCUCUUCCUACCUGACGCCAACCGGCCUACUCUUCACGACCAUCGACCACUCGGCACCCUCUUUCGACGAAUGGUUCCCCCCGUCUCUUUUGGAGCUGCUCUCAAAGUACGAUUUCCGCCGGCUCCCGCACCGGCGCUCCAUCAAAUACCCCGGCCGGUUCAACUGGAAGACCAUGGUCGACGGGUACCAAGAAUGCCUGCACUGCCAGUACACGCACCGGAGCUUCAGCGUGAAAUACCCACCGACCUUCUACGAAGUGCACAACCACCACACGUACAGUCGGCACGUGGCCGACCCGACCAAGCCGGACGACGGGCUUUUUCUUUAUUUCUUCCCCGUCUGUACCAUCAACCUGUACGGCGGCGGGAUGAGCAGUUUCCGCGUGUGUCCGGGUGAGAAGGUGGGCGAGACACGCAUGGAGUUUGACUAUUAUUUCGACGAUGGCAACGGUGGGGUCGAAGGGUUUGACGACUAUUUCAAGUUUGUGAGGAAGGUCGCCCUGGAGGAUUUCGAGCUGUGUGAGGUCGCCCAGUCGAACUUGGAGAGGGGAGUGUAUUCGCAGGGCGUGUUGAAUCAGAAGAAGGAGAGCGGCGUUUUACACUACCAGCAACUCACUAGACAGAUGGUGGUGGACAAGUUCAAGGAAGAAGAGACCGAAAAGAAUGCCUUGUCAGCAGUGUCGAGCAGGGCCAGCGUCGGGAGUGUUGCACGCAGCAUUGGCGGCCAGAGCGAGAGGACCGCGUCUGUGUCCGUCUCGGCGUGA